Messenger RNA from Lytechinus pictus (painted urchin), 6023 nucleotides. RefSeq lists its product as uncharacterized. The transcript is spliced from 14 exons. Gene Ontology annotation, biological process: proteolysis. Lineage: Eukaryota; Metazoa; Echinodermata; Echinoidea; Temnopleuroida; Toxopneustidae. The record is from RefSeq and is a predicted model, not a curated record. Bases 277 to 4803 code for a protein of 1508 amino acids. Gene Ontology annotation, cellular component: extracellular region. Gene Ontology annotation, molecular function: serine-type endopeptidase activity; protein binding; peptidase inhibitor activity.
GCUUUCCGAGGACUAUUUAAAUGCGCCUGGGUCGAAUCGAGACCCAGAAUCCGUCUGGGUUUGGGAUGUGAUUGAUUUGAGGAUAUUGUGAGGAUUUUUGUUUUUCGAAAUAAAAAGGAAGCUCGGUUGUGGCUCAAGAUUCGUCAGAACCAUUAAGAGUCUGUUAAGCUCCCACAAAGGGAGUCGCCUCACCAAGCUUCCCCGGAUUCUUGUCUUACCUCAUAACGUCUUCGGUAGACGUAAUAGGAUAACCCUUCGACGUUUCAUACGGUAAAGAUGGCCUGUCGUUCCCGGGUGGCCGUGGUCAUCGGCGUAUUGGUACUCCUGUUCGACUUCUCGGCCGUCCACGCCAUGGAUUUCUUCUCCCAAUUCGAUGGCAUGUUCGAUGACCCUUUCUUGCUCAACUUUCAAAAUCGUUCGACUUGCGGGCGUCGUUCCAUUGCGUCGACGAUGUCACGUCCGACCGGGUCGUCGAGUGAAGGGGCGGGGUACGAGGUUGUAGCCGGCGAGUAUCCAUGGCAGGUAGCCCUCUAUCAAGGCAAAAUGAAGAAAUGCAGUGCCGUGCUCAUACACGAACAGUGGUUGCUGACCGCUGCAAGUUGCGUAUCAUACUUGAAGGAAUCUUACAUGGUGAUCGCAGGAGCUACUUCACUGCUCAUCGACGUUGACGAUGCGGACGACGAUGACGGCAGUCGACACAUGCAGAUGAGAAUGACGUCGGAAAUCUACAUACAUCCCCAAUACGACGCUCGGCGAAUGAAGGCCGACAUUGCACUCCUCAAAGUCAAGAUCCCAUUCGAACUCAAUGACUACGUCAGUGUGAUUUGUUUGCCAAGUCCCAAGAUGCAUCGCGACUUCCGCCCGGGUUCAAAAGCUGAGAUUGCAGGGUGGGGUCCUUUGCCCCCCGACACUGAGCGGCCUGGAAUGUGCCCUAGAUCCACAGAUGACAUCCUCGACGAAUGCGACGUUGAGGUGUGCGAAACGGACGUCGACUGCUCAGAAGGAGAGAAAUGUUGCCGUAACGGCUGUGACGUCAUGACGUGUACCCAGGCUUUACCUCCCAGACCGGGACCACGCCCUGGUGUCCUCAUGGGUGCGAUGAUACCCCUCAUCAACCACACCCUAUGCACCCAAGCCAUGAUGGGUCCGCUCCCUAAGGGGGUGCUUUGUGCUGGGCCUACCCCCCUGGACCAUGACGAUGGGGGCAAUGGGAUGGCGGAAGAAGGGGGCUUAUUGGCUCUGAUUAAACGGAAGAGAGAAAUGAAGAACAGGGGGCGAGUAAAUGACGACAACAGCGAUGAAGACCACGACGAUGACGGCCGACAGGGUUCAUUUGGCAAUAUCGACUGGGUGGAAAAGAUGUAUGAUGUCAUGGAGCGCGUGGACGAAUCGGAUGGCGGUGUCGAUGACUACGGGAGACGACGAGCCGGGGCGUGGUCGAUCGGGAUGAUGGGUGACGUCAUGCGAUCACGGAUGAUGAAUGAUGACGACAACGACGACGAUGGUGGUGGGAUGGAGGAUGAUGUGAUGAUGGAAGGGAUAGAUGGCGAAAUCGACAUCGAUGUCGAAAGAGCUAUGAUGGAUGAUGAAAUGGAAGGGGGAAUGGAAGAUAAGAUGAAUGAAGAUACGAUGAAGAAGAAAGAAGAUAUGAUGAUGGCGAUGAUGAAGAAGAAUUGCAAGGGUGAUUUGGGCAGUCCGCUGGUGGCCGAGUUGGAGGGGCAGUGGUACCUGUUAGGGGUGACCACCCUCCCCUCUGGGUGUCUUUUCGGGUCUUCCCCGGGUCUGUUCACACACGUCUUCAAUCUUCGGGAAUGGAUCCGACCAAUCUUCAACGACAAAGAACCAAGACGAAAGAGUAUGAUGUGUACCGUGGGUGAAUAUUCGUGCGGGGAUGGCUGGUGUAUACCCGAACAGUAUAGGUGUGAUGGAAAGAGAGAUUGCAAACUAGGAACAGAUGAAGGGCAGUUCUGUGAGGGAGCAACGAAAGGCUUCAACGUCUAUCUCGACCACCAUCUCAACCGGUCCACGGUCGCCAAGCCGUUCCCGGUGACGUCAUUCGCCCAAUGUGCUCGCGCUUGCUUGACCUCACCAUUCAUGUGCCCCGGGUUCGACGCCGUUCUCACGCCCAUUCAGGCCGACUUCCCACCCAUCGUUCCUAAAGGUUCAGCCGACAGCGAUGAUGACGAUGAUGACGAUGACGACGACGACGACGAUGGAACCUGGUGGAAAGAUGUAACAUACGAUGCGGAGGAUGAAAGCGGGGAAGAGUUACCGAUGAUGAUGGAGGGGAUGACGAUUAUGUGCUUCCUAGCGAAUUCGUCGUCGACCGUCGUCAGCAACGGGAACGACACGGCGAUCAUUAGACGUCUUAAGAUGGCUAUGAUGGAAAAGGGUCCCUUGGUUAAGCCCGUCCCGUUGCACUUCAAGCUUCCAAGACAUGUUCCUUUAGCAGCACUCUUCUCUCCGACCACGAAUCUGUACCUCAACAGGGGACUCAUCGUCUCUCCAUCCUACAUCCUUGGUAAAGACAUCGCCCCGGUUCUAGAAGACAAUUCGUUCGUCAUACGCUUCCUCAAGAAGCUUCUCAUGGAGGACCUUGUCCGAGGAGAUAGCCUCUUAUGCUUCUUGGGUCAUCCUCAUCGGGCUGUCCUCCAGGAGAUGAAGGAGGCGGUGAUGAUGAUGCGCAAAAAGGCGAAGAAUAUGAUGAGGAUGAGGAUGGAGAAUGAGGAACGAGGUGGGGGCAAAGAUGGAGUGAUGGAAGGAUUCUUGAUGAGGGUGAGGGGGAUGAGAAUGCAUCUGGAAGAGAUGGCGAGGAAUUUCACCCUGGUGAUGACCAGCAUGAAGGCGGACUGUGAUAUGAUGGACAUUAAAAAGGGUCUGGUGAUGAAGAUCCAAAAUAUGAUUGGGAACGCAUCUUGUGAGAUGCAGGGAGAAGACGGGGGAAGGGGACCGAUGAAGGGUGGAGACAAGAAGGUGAUGCCGGUGGUGAUGGUUGUUUCGGAGAUGAUGAAUGAACUGCAGGAGCUGAUGCCGGAUCUACUCAUGAAGAACAUUUAUCCCGAUCGAGAUGGGAUGGAAAUGAUGAAGAUGAUUGCGAAGACGCAGAUUGUGGAUGGUGAUAAGAUGAUGAUGGGGAGGGGGAGCAUGAUUGGGGAUCCCUGGGGCAUGCUGGGUCACGAUGACGUCAUAUCCGCCUUCCUGACGGACAGGAUGGAGGUGAUGAAGCUGGACCCAGAGAUCCUUUUCAAGAAUUACAAUUCUAGUGGACUAAUGAUGAUGAUGAAGAAGAUGAUGAUGAUGGUCACACACGCACUGGCAUCGGGUAGGUGCAAGGAAGGAAACGUGACGUCGGGUGACCUGCAGGAGUCUGAAGAACUCUUGAUGCCUGCUAUGGAUCCUGAUAUGGGUUUUGACGACGUGACCUCGACAGACGCUCCAGGUGCGAUGAAGCUGGACAUUCUCGGGAAGAGACCCAAGUUACGGCAUCUGAAAUGGUCCAUCGCACAGUCUCCUCUUCAAGUCAACACCGUCAGCUUCAAGGUCCUGGACGCGAGAGGACCGAUGCCCGGAGACAACAACAUGGGCAGGGACUUCGGAAUGAUUUCCUCGAGAGGACUCGGAGGACUUGGCAUUGAGAAAGACGUGAUUGUGAGUAGCAUGAUGAGGAGGGUGGCCAUGAUAGACCAGAAGUCCAUGGGUAAAGAUUGGAGCAUGGAUGAAGACAUGGAAGGAAUGCCGGACGAAAUGGCUUCUCCAAGUAGCGAGAUAGGGCGAGAUGCAACUGACUCGGACCUGUCAACCACAGAUACCGAAGAGGUUGCGAUUGACGAAGUUCUUCCAGGAAACAUCGAAGACGGUAUCUUCUGGAGGAUCGUCGAAGCUCUAGUUGAUAUGACCUCCAAACUGGAAACAGGCCCCGAUUCCAACCUCAUUUACCUUAUCGAGGCCAUGCGGAUGGGUGAAAUCGACAAAGAAGCUUUCAUCGCCGGCGUUGGACCUGCUGUCUUCCGUCGCGUCUACGCUCGCGUGAUGAUGAAGUUGAAAAUGCUUGAUGCCCCUGGUCGGGCUUACCCCUUGGCCGCUCUCCAUCGGGGAAAAACCUUCAGCAUACCUGGGUCAUUGACCGAGGUCGAGCAGUUUACGACCAACGAGACCAACCAUGGCAUCGUCAUGGAAUAUAAAUCAGGAUGGUCGUGCAAUAAGAGGAUCACCAAGACCAUGGGGGUUCUGACGUCACCAAACUUUCCCAUGGCGUAUCCUAGCAACGUACGGUGUAACUCAUUAAUCUCGGCACCACCCGGUUACGUGGUCAUUCUCUUUGUUGUGCGCUUCAAACUCCCUUGGAGUCCUUCCUGUCUCCAAGACAGUCUAACGGUAUUUGACGAGAUGUCCCCGCAGAACUGGGUCAAGCUGGGUCAGGGGUCAUUCUGCGGGACCAUGAUACCUCACGUCUUCCGGUCAACAGGCCAAAAUCUCCUGGUGAAAUUCAUGUCUGACGUCAACCCUGUUGAACACAGUGGCAUGGGAUUCAAGAUCAUGUACGCGUUUCAACAAGUGACCUACCAAGGGGGUCUCUUUGGGACUGCUUCCGGGUCAGACGGGAUGGGAGCCGACCGCUACGGCGGCGACGACGAGACCAGGAUCGACGUCAUGAAAACCAAACUGAAGGGCAUGAAGAUCUCUCUGGGCGUGAUCAGCGGCGUCUUCCUCCUCCUCCUCCUCGUCGGAUUCAUCGCUAUCAACUACCACACAAAACAAUUGAAGACGGAAGAACAGAAAGAUGCCUACGAUACCAAAUUGUAGGUGUUUUGCUCGCUGUCUUCGUGGUAGAAUGAAGAAAGCCCCGCCACUGAAUAGAAAAGUGUAUCAAAAAUCAGGCAGUGUUAGUCAUUCCAAUGAUUGGUUUUGUUUUUAUAUCAAUUACGGUAAUUCAAUACACAUUAUUUCAUUAGAGUAAUAUUAUUGUGAACACUUUGCGUACACUCUCAAGCAGUGAAGAGGAAAUUGCGCACAAAUUAUUGAGCGCCGAUCAUUGAAAUUACGUUUUACUUUAUAAUACACUUAAAAUAUAUAAAGAAUAAUGCUGAAUGUUUAUCAUACUUUAUCAUACUUUUUAUAAAUAAGUAUUUAUUGGAAAUGUAACAACACAAUCAACUCAAAGUUACUAAUAAAAUCAAGAGAAUUACGACCAUACGUAAAAAUGAGCGUGUUUACAGUGCGUAAAGAGUGUAGACAGAUAAUGUAAAAAUAAAAAAUCAAACCUCCAUUAACGACAAUGAGCAGAAAGUUUAAUAUUUUAUGUAGCGAUGUUUUCUUUGUUUUGUUUGGCAAUCAAUCAUAAUUAAGUAUUGUGCCACAAAUUAUAGAGAUCAAUUCUUAAUUUCUAAAUAAUUUCUUUUUUAUUUACUUUUAUGUAGUGAUAUACAAUUAUAGUCAUCACUGGUGAAGGAAUAAUCCCAAGCUCGGUGCUGUUAUUUUUAUAUUUACAGAGUAUGUGAAGCAUAGAUUUUGUAUACCUAGUAUAAGCCUUCAUUUUGUCGCUGUAUGAAGUAUUUUCAUUUCCGUUUGUAUAUUAAAGUUUUUCUAUCAUUUUCAAAUCAACUGCAAAUGUUUAUCAUAUGACAUUUGACACAAGAAAUUGCUAUCUUUCCAUAUUAGGUUAUACGAAGAAUACCAUGCUUAAAAGGAAAUCUAACUAUAAGUACACCCUUCAUCAUAUACAUUCUUAUACACUGUAUUCGCCUACGUAGAGUUGUCUAUUUCGGUUUUUUUUUUCAGAAGUUCAAUAUCUUUUGAUAUCUUUGUCAAAGUAUAAUGGCUGUAUUUUACACAAAUAUCACAAUAAUAACAUUAUGUAUAUAUUUCUUGUUUACGCCCAAGUAAAUUACGUUGCAACAUUUAACUGUUUGUAUUAUGUAAAUGGCCAUAUAUGUUUUCUUCUCCAAUACAUAUUUUUAUUGUGAUAUGUAUUCACAUUAUGUGUUUUUAUCAUUAAUAAACCAACCAAUCAAUCAACCGACUGA